This is a messenger RNA of Trachymyrmex septentrionalis, 1498 nucleotides long. RefSeq names its product transmembrane protein 192. The record is from RefSeq and is a predicted model, not a curated record. Bases 347 to 1093 code for a protein of 248 amino acids. The transcript has 4 exons. Lineage: Eukaryota; Metazoa; Arthropoda; Insecta; Hymenoptera; Formicidae. Gene Ontology annotation, cellular component: lysosomal membrane; late endosome.
UGAUAAAAAAAUAUCAAAAUUCGACGAUGGCACUUGAUGACGCUAUUCGAGCAGAUAGAAAUAUGACAGAACGGUAAGAGUCGAGAUGUCACCAUCGUGUUUUUUUCAAUGUAUUUGACAAGAUUGUGUGGCACAGUCGUAUUUGAAGUGACUUCGGGAUGUGCCGUAUAUUACAAUCGAUAAGAUACGCGAGUUUUCGGCUAUCAUAUGCCGCCAGCUUGUCGCCGCGGAUGUAAACAUAACCUAAUUCUAACCUAGAGACGCAAUCGCAAUCUUUCCUACCGCUGACAUCGCUUCUUUUCCGAUAUAUGAUACUUUAUGAGUAUCUUUUGAUCGACCCGUUAAGAUGGAAGACGAGGAGUGCUUUCAACCAGUCUUGAGCUCUCAGGAGGAAGAUAAUUUUCAGCAAUUAAAUACCGUGUCGGUUGUGUCGAUUUCACUUUUACUUGGAGUUUUAUUGGAGAUCACUGGGAUUGUAUUUGUAUCUAUUUGGCCAAAGGAACAGAACAAAUGUGACACGUAUUUUAUAUACUUAUAUCUUCACUGCGCCUAUUGGCUAAUAGUCAUGGCGAUAGAUCACAUUGUCAAAGCGAGACACCAUAAUUUGCGUAUUAAUGGAUACCUAGAUUUCUAUCAAUCAACAUAUCAACUUAUAAGGACGCCCCUUUUCAUUGCGUCGUUAUGGAGUACAUGCUACUUAUUGCUCGCUGUGAUUCUACAUCACACACAUAAAGUUGACUACGAGCAGUAUUGCAGAAAGUCAGAGUGGUUCACGCCGCUUAACUAUAUUUUUCUCCUAACCACUUUGGAACUCAUGAUAAUCUUACCAGCUUACAUUAAUUAUAUCAAGAGAGUUAUGAAGUUUAAUCGUUUACGUCCAUCGCCCGAUGUCACUCGCGACGAAUGGCUGUCGCCCUUUACGCAGGAUUCUUACUCCGGAAUGGGGGAAAUCGGGUAUCGGCAAAAGGGGAGGAAUUUGGAGGAACUGCUGGAAAAGCAGGCGGACAUGAUAAGAUAUCUGAAGGAUCACAAUGUAAAGCUAAGUCAUACAAUAAUGCUAUUAGCGUCUCAACACAGAGCGACAGAGACAUAAAGCAAAACUGAUUACAUAUCUCUUUUAUGAAAUUGACGCUUAUUAUUAUCUAUAAUAAUAGUAACGUUAUAUCGGAGAUUAGAAUUAUAAUUUUUUAAAUGUGAUACAUAUGACAUGUCUUUUCAUGAAUUCGAUUGAUUCGAUCACAGAUUUUAUACUAGUAUUAGAUUACUAAUUUCGACAAAAACGCUGUAAACAGUCGGAUAUCCGAUUGAGUUCAAUAACUCCAAUCAUUUUGCACAUAAACAACAUAUACACAUCGUAUACAUAUAUAUAACACAUAUAUUGUCGCUGCCAUUAAAUUAACUCAGAAGUUAGCGAUCUAGUACUAGUAUCUGUGGGUCCGAUACACAUUAGAUAUAAUAAUUGAAUUUCGGUAUACAAUACACAUAAUAAAUGUACAUA